Acanthocheilonema viteae is the source of this 381-nucleotide messenger RNA. The record is from the annotation of a GenBank genome assembly. Lineage: Eukaryota; Metazoa; Nematoda; Chromadorea; Rhabditida; Onchocercidae.
AUGAAACGUGAAUGGCGAAAUUAUGGUUCUUAUACGUCAUGUGAAGAAAUGGAUGAAGUGCGUCGACGUGAAAAAGUAUCGAAACGUAAAAGUGUCACGUCAGCCCAUGGCACGAAAGUUUUUUAUCGUUGUAACAAUUGGCGACGCACAAGAUGUAAUUUUCGGAUGUAUGCUAUUAUUUUUACAUCCAGUAAAAUAUGCUUAUUUGCAAGUGGUGAACAUGAUCAUACUGCUAAAGAUCCGUAUUACGUUUCCGAAGUUAUCAAUCCACAGAUACAAAGAGAUCCUGAAAGCACACGUCCAUCCACGGCGCAGCAAGAUAUCCUUACGCAGUUCGUCAUGAAUGCUACUUCUAAUAAUGCAUUACCUGGUGCCGAUCCA